Molecule: messenger RNA, 963 nt
Organism: Closterium sp. Naga37s-1
Lineage: Eukaryota; Viridiplantae; Streptophyta; Zygnematophyceae; Desmidiales; Closteriaceae
Source: the annotation of a GenBank genome assembly
AUGUCGCCCAGCGACGACGACGAUGACGAUGAGGACGCCGAGGACGACGCGGAUUGGGAAACGCAACCUGUGGCACAGCCGCCGAAACAAGGCGCCGCACGCGCAUCUGGGACUGACAAAGGCAAAGGCAAGGCGGCGCCACCACCACCACGCCAGAAACCACGGAAGAAGCGGUCGGCUGCACCAGUCGAGAGGGGCUUAUGGUCGGACAAGGAGAGCACCAUCUUCGCCGCGGCGAAGUGGUUCACCAAAGAAGAGCUCGAGCCUCUCAAGUGGAAGCAGGGGACGCAAUACUGGGUCCGACUACUCGCGCACAUCAAGGAGUCGAACCCAGGAUGGUGCAGGGGUGUCAACGCGUUGCAAAAGCAGUGGCGUAACUUGAUGCUCCUUUGGCGGGAGUACAAGCGUGGCGACGGGGGGUCGGGCAACGGCUCGGUGGAGAAACCACCAUGGUAUCCGUACCUGGAGCUGCACAACCAGGACACCGCCGCAGCCGCACCGCAUGCGGUGGACGGCGGCGGCACCACUAACGUCAACGUGCCGGCCGGCAUGGAGGUUCCAAGUUCGUCUCAGCCAGGCACGUCAACACCAACCUUUACAGCUCCGCCGCCGCCGACCACUGCAACACCCAGGCGCGCCCAGGUGCAUGAGACGGCUACUAUGCAAGCUGCCAUGCUGGUCUCCACGACCAUCGAGGAUUGUCACGGUGACGCGAUGACGCGCAUUGAGAGCCUCGUCCGUGAAUGGAUGGCGCAGGACAUGCGCCUUGCCCGCGAGAGCAUGUCUGAAUCGGCUCCCCCGGACGUGCACCGUGCGCCGCCGGAUUUCACCCCUCCUCCGCCACGUGGGGAGUCCGCGCCAUCUCCCGAAGCCGCCCAGCAGCGCGACGAUGUUGGCGACGUCAACACUGUCACUCCGGGUGCUGAGGAUGUGGAGAUAUGGGUGCGCGGCGCCGACGAUUAG